AUGAAAGGGCGUGGGAAAGCUAUGUUCUUGUGGGCGGGGAUGACGCUAUUGCUUUUUAGUGGGAGGGGGGAAGGGAAGGCAGAAGGUUGCACCUUGAGAAGGUAUGAAGUAGACGGAAGAGAGGAGGAUAUUCAUGCCGUGAUAGUAAACGCUGAUGAAUUUGCGAACGGAAAUUACAAGUGGAUGUUAUGCAACAACAGCGGAAGGAGGGAAGGUGGAAGUGAAUUGUUGUGGUUUUGUGGUACUUCAAGUAACAAUAAUCCGACAAGCCUCAUAACCAGCAAAUUCAACUGGAGCGGUGAAGUGGGUGACGUAACUGUUUGCAAAGCGAAGGUAGAUAGUUCAGUGAGGCUUCUUAAAGAGCAGGUGGCGCAACUGCAGCAGCAAAUUGAGGAGGCGAAGGAGGAGCAUGCGAGACUUCAAGAAGGGAGUACACGGGAGGUUCAAGAAAAGAAGAAGUGCCAAAAGGAAAUGAAAACGAUGUCACAAGAGGAUGGUAAGAUACGGGACCUCACGAACGAAAGUGCACGGCUGGACACACUUUCGGAAAAAGAGGCAACAGAGUGCAAAAAAAAAAAGCUACAAAAGCAAGUGGAAUACGACCUUGAACUAGAAAGAAUGGACAAAGAAAUCGAAAGUGUGAAGAAAGCAAUAGAACUGAAGGAACAACAGCUGGAAAAACUUGGAAAUAAUAAUUGUCCCGCAUGUGACGCUGGGACUUGUUGGGAUGAUGUGCACAUAAAGGAAAAUUUGGAUAAAUUAUAUGGAAAAGAUGGAUGGACAAAAUCAGGUGUUAAAUGCGGGGCGCCACAUGAGGAUACUGAAGGGAAUAAUUCAAAAUAUAAUGAAAACAUGUAA
Trypanosoma brucei brucei TREU927 is the source of this 858-nucleotide messenger RNA. RefSeq lists its product as hypothetical. NCBI's taxonomy places the organism in Eukaryota, Euglenozoa, Kinetoplastea, Trypanosomatida, Trypanosomatidae. The record is from RefSeq and is a predicted model, not a curated record. Bases 1 to 858 code for a protein of 285 amino acids. The transcript has a single exon.